CUUGUAGGAUUGCAUAGGUGCGAUCGAUGGAACUCAAGUGCAAGCUCGUUUACCUCCCAAAAAACAAGUACCUUACAUUGGAAGGUACCACACAUGAUACUAGGAUUUUUUUGAGGGCACUAAGAACUCCAGAAUUGAAGUUCCCUCUUCCUCCACUUGGAAAGUACUAUCUUGUUGAUGCGGGAUAUCCUCAAAUUAGAGGAUUCUUACGACCGUAUAAGAAUCAAAGAUAUCAUCUUCCAGAUUUUCGUCGAGGUGGGCAACCAUUAGGUUUACAAGAGGUAUUCAAUCGUACGCACUCAUCAUUACGUAGUGUGAGACCCCAGAUAGUCCUAUAUAUGAGAUAUAAUAGGGCUAAACUCUUAACCCGGCUUAAGCAUUUUGGGUGGUGGCAAGGCCCAAGAGGUUAAGAGAGUUAAGCGUGCUAGGAC
Molecule: messenger RNA, 431 nt
Organism: Ananas comosus (pineapple)
Lineage: Eukaryota; Viridiplantae; Streptophyta; Magnoliopsida; Poales; Bromeliaceae
Exons: 3
Coding region: 27-410 (127 amino acids)
Source: RefSeq, a predicted model, not a curated record